This is a messenger RNA of Naegleria gruberi, 609 nucleotides long. RefSeq lists its product as uncharacterized. The transcript has a single exon. NCBI's taxonomy places the organism in Eukaryota, Heterolobosea, Eutetramitea, Acrasida, Naegleriidae. The record is from RefSeq and is a predicted model, not a curated record. The coding region runs from base 1 to 609 and encodes 202 amino acids.
AUGGCCAAGCAGUGGGUAGUCUCUUUUGCAUUUACACACAUUCGAAUCAAAGGUCAAAACAUGUUUCAACAGGAACAGCCUUGUAUUUCACCAAGACAUUUGGUAACUGCCCAACAUGUUGUGAAACCAACAAGGAAUUUAGAUGGAAAUGCAUUUAAUUUAACAUCCAUUCUAAUUGAUUUCUCUCCCGAAGCAAGUACUAAUCACUUCUCUCCAAACAACCCGUGGUUGAAACUCUUACGGCCUGUAGUAAAAGAAAGUGUUGGAAUGGAUGAGUGUGCACAGAUGGGGGGAGCCGAAUGUUGGAAGUCAGUUAAUGAUUUUGCAUUCCUUUCAUUUGAAGAUUGCAACUACAAACAUGAUUACUUUUUAUUGCCCACAUCUAUUAAGGUUAUACAACAGUUGAGUUCAAUGCUAGUUGUUGGAUUCCCGAAUAAAAUUGAAAAGAAAGCAUUCCAAGAAGAGUACACCAGAGACAAACAAGAACAAAACAAGAAGGAUGAGUUUUACGAGAGAAUGAGAGAAUUAAUGUCAGGUUUUGAACGAAAAACAUUAAGUUUUGGAUCUGGUAUGGUGAAAGAUAUGGUGAAGAACAAACUAAAAUCUUGA